AUGGCCCGGCUCAUGCCUGUGGACGGAACAGACUAUUACCUUUGGAAGUACCUACCAUCAGUACUACUCUCCGCUAUAUUCAUGGUGUUGUUCACGGUCAUCACUGGCGCCCUCGCCUGGCGCACGUACAAGACGCGGUUGUGGUUCUGCAUCCCAUUCAACGUUGGUGGACUCUUUCAAAUAAUCGGCUACGGCACCCGAAUAUAUGCUCAUUACCGUACCGAUCUCAUUGCGCCUUACACAGUGCAGAGCUGUUUCAUCCUCCUGGCUCCCGUCCUCUACGCAGCCUCCGUCUACAUGUUGCUCGGUCGCCUCAUUCGCAGUGUGCACGGCGAGCGCUUUUCCAUCAUUCGGUCCACGAAGAUGACCAAGCUUUUCGUCCUGGCGGAUAUCCUGUCGCUAAAUAUACAGGGUAACGGUGCCGGGUUGACGGUCAAGAAGAAGACUGAGCAAGUGGGGAAAUACAUUGUGGUCGGCGGUCUGUUUAUCCAGUUGAUCGCGUUUGGAUGCUUCAUUGCCGUUGCUUUGGUGUUCCACAAGAGGAUUUGGAGAACCAUCGGCAAGGAUGAGAGGUCGAGCCCAAAUGUGCCGUGGAGACAAGGGUUGAUGAUGAUAUACAUUUGCAGCGUGUUGAUCAUGGUGAGAUCAGUCUACCGCGUGGUUGAGUACACGAUGGGUGUGGAUUCGUUUCUGUUCGCCCAUGAGUGGCCGGCUUACGUCUUUGAUGCAGCGCCUAUGUGGACUGUCCAGUGA
Fonsecaea erecta is the source of this 753-nucleotide messenger RNA. RefSeq lists its product as hypothetical. NCBI's taxonomy places the organism in Eukaryota, Fungi, Ascomycota, Eurotiomycetes, Chaetothyriales, Herpotrichiellaceae. Gene Ontology annotation, cellular component: membrane. The transcript is spliced from 3 exons. The record is from RefSeq and is a predicted model, not a curated record. The coding region runs from base 1 to 753 and encodes 250 amino acids.